GCCUCAUUAUGCCCUCACCCUAAUGGCUCACGCAGCUGCACGUCAUGGCAUCAGGCGGCAUCUAUUUGCUAAGGUAAAGCAGCAAGUAUGGCUGUCAGCCAUCUCCUUAAGUGUCAAAACGUUGUCACGUUAGUUCAGUUAUAAAGAUUAGCGGGCUGACAGCAUGGACAACAUCAGGGAUGGAUGGUUUACGGAGACAUGUACGUUGUGGCCCGGGCAAGCUACGAGUCUAGAAGUGGACGAGGUCCUGUACCACAAGAAGUCCAAAUUUCAAGACGUGUUGGUGUUCAAGAGUAAAACAUACGGCAACGUGUUGGUGCUGGACGGAGUGAUUCAAUGCACGGAGAGAGAUGAGUUUGCGUAUCAGGAAAUGAUUGCCAACCUCCCUCUGUACAGCCAUCCUUGUCCCAAGAAGGUUCUCAUUAUUGGUGGCGGAGAUGGUGGCGUGCUGAGGGAAGUGGUGAAGAAUCCUCUGGUAGAAUCAGUAGUUCUCUGUGAGAUUGAUGAGGACGUUAUUAACGUCUCCAAGAAGUUCCUCCCGGGCAUGGCCAAAGGGUUCUUUAGUCCCAAACUUACCCUCCAUGUCGGAGAUGGCUUUGAGUUUAUGAAGCAAAACCAAGAUGCCUUCGAUGUUAUUAUUACCGAUUCAUCUGAUCCUGUUGGCCCCGCUGAGAGUUUAUUCAAGGAGAGUUACUAUCAACUGAUGAAAACGGCAUUGACAAAGGGCGGGAUUCUUUGCUCCCAGGGAGAGUGUCAAUGGCUCCAUUUGAAGCUAAUUAAAGAAAUGCACACCUUCUGCAAGACCUUAUUCCCAGUGGUGGACUACGCGUAUGGCACCAUCCCAACUUAUCCCAGCGGCCAAAUUGGAUUCAUGCUCUGCAGUAAGAAUCCCGAGACACAUUUCCAGAGCCCAGUUAAAGAACUAUCAAAAGAAGAGCUGGAAAGCAUGGACCUGAAAUAUUACAACACGGAAAUCCACAAAGCAGCAUUUGUCCUCCCUGAGUUCGCAAGAAAGGUCCUCGAAGCGUGAUUGGCCACAUCAGAGCUAAGUGUUCAUGCAUGAUCCACAGUCCACGGAAAAUCAACUGCAGUUUUCUUGGUCCUCAACAGUCAAUAUUUCAAGCUGUUCUCUGAUAAGAAAAGGUCCUUUUAUAUUAUAGCUGUAUAGCUUGAGUCAACAUUCAGAAUCAUGGAGAUGCUUCGCUUUCCUUUCUUUGUCUUAAACACAACCAGUGUUUAUUUCUGAUAUGCUCAUGUUAUCUCUAACAUGUUGUCUCUACCAAUUGUGGACCGGACUGGGCCUCGGCUCACACCAUCCAACCUGACCUCAUGCUGAAGGCCUGUUUGUACUGUUCAACUCCAUCAUUCUUGUGUAAUACAGUAUAUUGCUGUACUUUCAUCAGAAAUGUUCUUUGCUCAUAGGAAAGUCAGCACAUUUUGUUGGCAUACAUUUUUUAAAAUUUAAGUGUGUCUCGUUUGGUUAAUUGUUGCAAAAGGGUUCUGUGUGUGUGUAUCAAAAUAAGACAUUUGAAGUGAGUUACAAAACUGUCCCUUUAAGAACAACUCUCUGAUUCUCUGCAUUGACCAUGACUCUGUUAUGGAAGAUAUACUUCAUAUUUAGUAGAAAUGUUUUUUUUACCAUACUAAUCAAUAUGCAAUGACUGGGGUAGGUUCAUUGAAAAAAGCUUGCUCUGUCUUAAGUCUUACUGCUGGAUGCUAUCCUUUUAAUUAGCUAACAUUUACAGCAGUUUGUGAUCCAUGUUUUGGUCGUGAAAGGAAAUUGUUUUUAUAAAACCCACUAACUGUAAUAAAUCUGUUUACAUUUGA
Molecule: messenger RNA, 1827 nt
Organism: Doryrhamphus excisus (bluestripe pipefish)
Lineage: Eukaryota; Metazoa; Chordata; Actinopteri; Syngnathiformes; Syngnathidae
Gene: srm
Product: spermidine synthase
Biological process (GO): spermidine biosynthetic process
Cellular component (GO): cytosol
Molecular function (GO): spermidine synthase activity
Source: RefSeq, a predicted model, not a curated record